Copidosoma floridanum is the source of this 642-nucleotide messenger RNA. RefSeq lists its product as uncharacterized. The record is from RefSeq and is a predicted model, not a curated record. NCBI's taxonomy places the organism in Eukaryota, Metazoa, Arthropoda, Insecta, Hymenoptera, Encyrtidae.
AUGUCUGCCUUCAAUACAAAAGAUUUGAAAACUGAAAUAAAUACUAUUGCAUCAAAUGAAGCAGAAAAAUCUGUGGAACCCUUAAUUGUACUGAGUAAUAACAUUUCGAAGAUGUCAAGAUCCCCCUCUAAAAAGAGUAAACUAGCCAAAAAGCCUGAUGGAAAACAAUGUACUCAAUCGUCUCAUUCAGAUCUAGUACCUAGACCACAUACUCUUGAUGACUUUUUGCUAAAAGAAAAAUUAAAUGAAGAGUGUGAUGCUGGAACUACUUUUACUUACAAUGAGUGUAGUGAUGAUGAAGAAUUUUUUAUUGUUGAAAUACCAAAAACUAUUAAUCCAUUACACUUAAAAGGGCAAACUUUGCAAUUGGGAAAUAAAUCUAGUUUUAAAAUUGGUGAAGACAAAUAUUGCACUGCAAAUAGAGAAAAUAAAUCUAGUCUUACCUGUAUUUUUAAUAUUGAAAGUGAAUCCAACAAAUACAGAGCAGUUAAUAUAAAACCAUCUGGAACUGUCAGUGUGAGAAAAAAACUUCCAGGAAUAUCAAAAAACAAGGUACCAUGUGAAAAGUCGGAAACUGUUCCUUUUCCAAAAAAUCUGAAAUUGCGGCAUCCUUUUUUCGGAGUUAAAUUCAUUGAUGAAUGA